This is a messenger RNA of Camelina sativa (false flax), 2521 nucleotides long. RefSeq names its product LEAF RUST 10 DISEASE-RESISTANCE LOCUS RECEPTOR-LIKE PROTEIN KINASE-like 2.3. Gene Ontology annotation, biological process: protein phosphorylation. Gene Ontology annotation, molecular function: ATP binding; carbohydrate binding; protein kinase activity. The record is from RefSeq and is a predicted model, not a curated record. NCBI's taxonomy places the organism in Eukaryota, Viridiplantae, Streptophyta, Magnoliopsida, Brassicales, Brassicaceae.
UAAACGUCCAUGCAUUAACUCUUUUCAAAACCAAAACCAUUCACCUAUCCUUUUAUCUCUUCUUCACCAUUUUCCUAUUGAUCUCAAAUACAAUGAUCAAUCUGUUUUAACCCCCGACAAAACUUGAGUCCUACAGAAUCAUGUGGAUGCUAUUACAGUUUCCUUGAUCAUUGAAUAUUUAAUGAUAUAACAAAACUCUCAUGUAAACUUCAAAUCUCCUGUUCUCUUGAUUUCUUGAUUUCCAAUGACUCAAUCCAUGGUCACGCUAUUAUUCGUGUUCUUCCAGUUUUUGAGCGUCUCUGUUAGAUCUCAGAGCACAUCAAUGGAGACAACAACAGAGUUCGUUUUCCCAGGUUUUAAGGAUUACCAAUCGGAGAUUCAAACAGAAGGAGCUGCAACCAUAGAACCCAAUGGAAUAUUGAGACUCACUGAUCAAAAGUUAAACGUCACGGGAACAGCCUUCUACAACAAACCAGUAAGGUUGCUUGACCAUAAAAAUCUCACUACCAAAGCCGUUCGUUCUUUCAGCACUUCUUUCGUCUUCUCCAUAAUCCAUUCCAGCCCGAGCAACGGAGGUUACGGCUUCACCUUCACACUUUCUCCUACCCCCCACCGUCUAGGCGCGGAAUCCGAAAAAUACUUCGGACUUUUCAACCGAACGAAUGACGGGGAUCCAAACGAUCAUGUCUUCGCCGUUGAAUUCGACACUUUACAAGGAUUCCAUGACGGUGUUUAUAAUUCGGGCAAUCACAUCGGUCUGGAUUUUAAUAGUGUCCGCUCGGAUUUCCAAGAAUCGGUUGUGUAUUACAACUUUGAUGACCAAAAAGAGGGUUUCCAACUUGGGAGCGGUGAGCCUAUCCGAGCCAUUCUAGAUUACGAUGGUCCCACUCAAAUGAUGAAUUUGACCGUUUUCCCGGCAAUGUUGACGCCAAGAAAGCCAUUGAUCUCACAACAUAUUCCAAAACUGUCAGAGAUUGUGCAAGAAGAAAUGUACAUUGGAUUCACCGCAGCCACUGGGCGAAAUAUUUUUAGUGCUCACUACGUGAUGGGAUGGACCUUUUCCAGCAGAGGAGACCGUCAAGCUGCAGCCCCGCUCGCACUCUCGGAUCUUCCUCUUCCACAGCUCAAGGAAGGCUCUCUAGAUAAUCAAGCCUCGACCAGAAAUAUUCUCAUAGCUGCGGGUUUGAUAGUAAGUAUACUCAUGGUCUUGGGGUUUUUAGCGUUUUUCAUAAAAAAGAGGAAAACAUCAAAUACAAGAAAGAAGCUCCAGGUUCUUAUUCCUCUGAAACAUUAUCAUUACAAUGAAGUGAAGAGGUAUACAGACUCAUUUGCAUGCGUAGUUGGGAGAGGAGGAUUUGGAACUGUAUACAAAGGAAACCUUCCUGAUGGUCGUAAGAUCGCGGUGAAGGUUUUAAAGGACUCCAAGAGCAAUGGUGAAGAUUUCAUCAAUGAAGUUGCCAGUAUGAGCCAAACAUCUCAUGUUAACAUUGUUUCUUUGGUUGGAUUCUGCUAUGAAGGAUCCAAAAGAAUUAUUGUUUAUGAAUUUCUAGAGAAUGGGUCUUUGGAUCAAUUUAUCUCAAUGAACGCUGCAUCCACUGCUGAAUGGAGAAUAAGGCUUUACGAGAUUGCACUAGGAGUUGCUCGUGGUCUAGAGUACUUGCACUAUGGCUGCAAAACAAGGAUUGUGCAUUUCGACAUUAAACCUCAGAACGUGUUGUUGGAUUGCAAUCUUUGCCCAAAAGUUUCUGACUUUGGCCUUGCUAAGCUAUGUGAGAAGAAAGAGAGCAUCAUGUCACUACUGGAUACAAGAGGGACAAUAGGGUACAUUGCACCAGAGAUGUUCUCCCGAGCUUAUGGAAGUGUGUCUCACAAGUCUGAUGUAUAUAGCUAUGGAAUGUUAGUUCUUGGAAUGAUCGGUGCAACAAAUAAAGAUAGAGUCGAAAAGGAUGCUUCUAAUGCAAGCUCGAUUUACUUUCCAGACUGGAUUUAUAAAGAUCUUGAGAAUGGAAAGCAAUGUAAGCUUCUUGGGGAUGAAGUAACCAAUGAAGAAGAAGAAAUAACAAAGAAGAUGAUCUUGAUAGCUCUGUGGUGUAUUCAGCCGUCUCCAUCAAAUCGACCAUCGAUGAACAGAGUUGUGGAGAUGAUGGAAGGAACCUUGGAUGCUCUUGAAGUCCCUCCUAAACCUGUUUUGCAUUUUCCGGCAGAACCUCUUCAAGAUUCGUCUACGCUUUCCGAGGAAAUAACGGUGUACACAGAAGUAUGAUAAAUAAGAUAAACGUCGUUGGAACCUAUCAGUGCAGAGAUUAAAGCAACAAUAUAUUUAUUUAUGAAUUUUCGUAUACUGUCUACAUUCCAUAUUAACUAGGGUGUAUUUAUGUUAAUACAGUUUUACAAACUGUUCGAGGAGUUACACCCAACAUGAUAUCAAGAUUUAAGUUUCAUCUAGAAAUAACCUGUUUUGUAAAUGCUAUGGUCAGUUGUACCACCAAACUACAUAAGCAUGCAACUUAAAUUAUAUUUU